This is a messenger RNA of Carassius auratus (goldfish), 1193 nucleotides long. RefSeq names its product potassium voltage-gated channel subfamily D member 3-like. Lineage: Eukaryota; Metazoa; Chordata; Actinopteri; Cypriniformes; Cyprinidae. Gene Ontology annotation, cellular component: dendritic spine; voltage-gated potassium channel complex; neuronal cell body. The record is from RefSeq and is a predicted model, not a curated record. Gene Ontology annotation, biological process: protein homooligomerization; action potential; potassium ion export across plasma membrane. Gene Ontology annotation, molecular function: A-type (transient outward) potassium channel activity; protein binding.
AAAGAUUUUUCAUGGAUGGGGUCUAAUCUAAUGUCAAGCUGGUUGUGAAGGUGUUUGAUCUGGUCCCCUCGACCCCAGCCGGAGUCCCCAUGGCUGCUGGAGUGGCAGCCUGGCUCCCCUUUGCUCGGGCGGCGGCCAUAGGAUGGAUGCCCGUGGCCAACCUGCCCAUGCCCGUCGCACCGUCCAAUAAGAACAAGCAUCAGGACGAACUUAUUAUCCUCAACGUCAGUGGCCGACGCUUCCAGACCUGGCGCAACACGCUAGACCGUUACCCUGAUACACUCCUGGGGAGCUCCGAAAAAGAAUUCUUCUUCAAUGAGGAAACUAGGGAGUAUUUCUUUGACCGAGAUCCAGAUGUGUUCAGAAGUAUUCUUAACUUCUACCGCACAGGGAAGCUGCACUACCCACGCUACGAGUGCAUCUCUGCUUACGACGAGGAGCUGGCAUUCUUUGGAAUCAUUCCCGAAAUCAUCAGCGACUGCUGUUAUGAAGAGUACAAGGACCGCAAGAGGGAGAACGUGGAGCGUCUUAUGGAUGACCUUGAGGACAACAAAGACAGCAAACUCCCCAACAUGACUUUCCGCGAGACCAUGUGGAGGGCCUUUGAGAACCCACACACUAGCACCAUGGCGCUGGUUUUCUACUAUGUAACCGGAUUCUUCAUCGCCAUAUCUGUCAUCACCAAUGUGGUUGAAACGGUUCCUUGCGGUUAUAUGCCGACAGAGAGACAUCCUUGUGGUGAGCGCUACACAGAGGCGUUUUUCUGCAUGGACACAGCUUGCGUAAUGAUCUUUACGGUGGAGUAUCUGAUGCGACUGUUCGCGGCGCCCAGCAGGUACCGCUUCAUGAGAAGCGUGAUGAGUAUUAUCGAUGUGGUGGCCAUCUUGCCGUAUUACAUUGGGCUCGUCAUGACCAACAACGAGGACGUAAGCGGAGCUUUUGUCACGCUACGGGUGUUCCGCGUCUUCCGGAUCUUUAAAUUCUCUCGCCACUCCCAGGGUCUCCGGAUCCUUGGCUACACGCUGAAGAGCUGUGCAUCCGAGCUCGGUUUCCUCCUCUUCUCCCUCACCAUGGCCAUCAUCAUCUUUGCCACAGUCAUGUUCUACGCUGAGAAAGGCUCCUCGUCCAGCAAGUUCACCAGCAUCCCGGCCUCCUUCUGGUACACCAUUGUAACCAUGACAACACUGGGGUGA